AUGGGUCUCUGGUUUGGCUUUCAGUGUCUUUCUCACCUGAACCUUUUAUGCCUUCCCAGGUGUGGCGGGACGGUGGGAGCCAUCUUCACCUGCCCUUUGGAAGUCAUCAAGACCAGGCUGCAGUCUUCGAAGCUGGCUUUCCGAGCUGUCUAUUACCCUCAGGUCCAGCUGGGGACCAUCAGCGGAGAAGGAAUGGUCCGGCCAACCACCGUCUCUCCGGGACUCAUCCGGGUUCUUAAAUCUAUUUUAGAAAAAGAGGGCCCAAAAUCACUUUUCCGUGGGUUAGGACCAAACUUGGUUGGAGUUGCACCCUCGAGGGCGGUCUACUUUGCGUGUUAUUCAAAAGCCAAGGAGCACUUCAAUAACAUUUUUGUGCCCAGUAGCAACAUUGUCCAUAUCUGUUCAGCCGGCUCGGCAGCUUUUAUCACAAAUUCACUCAUGAACCCCAUCUGGAUGGUAAAAACCCGGAUGCAGCUAGAGAGGAGAGUGAGAGGUUCAAAGCAAAGGAACACUCUGCAGUGCGCUCAGUACGUGUAUCGGACGGAAGGCAUCCGCGGCUUCUACCGAGGCCUCACAGCCUCCUAUGCCGGAAUCUCAGAGACCAUCAUCUGCUUUGCAAUUUAUGAGAGUCUCAAGAAGCAUGUCGUCAAGGACGACCGGUUGGCGCCGUCUCCCUCCGACAGCACAGACAGGAAUUCCACCAACUUCUUCGGCCUGAUGGCGGCCGCGGCCAUUUCCAAGGGCUGUGCGUCGUGUAUUGCGUACCCACACGAGGUUAUACGGACCCGAUUACGUGAAGAAGGGACGAAGUACAAAACGUUUAUCCAGACGGCGCGGUUGGUGUUUCGUGAAGAAGGCUAUCUGGCUUUCUACAGAGGACUUUUAGCCCAGCUCAUUAGGCAGAUCCCAAAUACCGCCAUUGUCUUGUCCACCUACGAAUUAAUAGUAUAUCUUUUGGAAGACCGAGUUAAGUAGCAGUCGGGGGGUUCAAAUACACACAACACACACAAACACACAGGAACGUGUGCAUGCAAAAAAAUUCCAUGGACCAGCUUCUUCUGGAAGAGCCAUUUCAGACAGAAACGUCAGUUGGAAGAGAGAGCUGAAAAAUGUUAUUUAGACAUGCUUUUCUUCCCCCCCCCCUUAUUUUAAAUCCUCCCUCACCCCCUCAUUUUUUGGUUGUGACUUCUCCCUUUUGUUUUUCCCUUCUGCAUUCAUGCAUUCUGAAAGAUGAUGAUGUUCGUGUUAAUUAUUAGUGGUUUUUUUUUAACUUAAAAGAGACGAGGUUCAGAAAUUAAAACAACUAAAUUAAAUCUCAUUAUUUAAUUUACA
Messenger RNA from Pogona vitticeps (central bearded dragon), 1332 nucleotides. The record is from RefSeq and is a predicted model, not a curated record. NCBI's taxonomy places the organism in Eukaryota, Metazoa, Chordata, Lepidosauria, Squamata, Agamidae.